UCCAAUUGGCUCCUGGGACUUGUGACGUCCGGUUACGUCACCCACCGUUGCGUCUCCCCUUUUUCUCUUCUCUGCCUUUCUGCGUGUAGGUGGACAAACGCGUUGCGAGUUUUUUGCGCUGUGGGGGUAGCCGAUAAAUAUGAGCUACAGACGAGUGCCGUUUCAGUUUAAUCCCGACCGAAGCUCGGACGAGAGACGAUCGGAGAUACUGCGAAGAUUCGGGUUUCAGCCCGAAGAGGAUAACAUGUUCUACGAGACCAAUUCGCCCUCAUGGUCGACGGACUGGGCCGGCCGUUUCCACAGGCCCGCCUUCUAUGACGACCCGGAAUGGCGCAACACCAGCUCCGUGUUCGGCAACUCCGGCUCCAUGCCCGGCUCGCCGCAGUCGUCGCGCGUGCGCCGGGGCUGGACCACCGAAUUCGACGAAGGCGGCGUGCCCAUCAAGGUGGUCCACGAGACGACGUCCGGAGGCGGCGGCGGAGGCGGCAGCCACGACGAGGCCAACGAUGCCGCCUCGGAGACGUCGUCCCAGGGCAGUCGCUCCAGCUGCUCGAGCUCUCGCAGCGGUGGAGCCAACGGGGCGUCGUGCUCCAAGUCGCGCCACGAACCCCGCGUCCACCACAUCCCCAUCAUGGUGGAGCCCCGCACGGGCGCCUCGAGCAGCGCGGGCUACGCGUCCGACGGUGAGCUCAAGCCUCAGAGCCAGGCCAGGAGGACGUUCGCCGCAGCCCCGAGCCCCAAGGAAAGCCAGCAGCAGCAGCCUGCUUCCGGGGAGCCCAGGAAUGUCCACACCAUACCCGUCGAAGUGGACGGGUACCCAAUGCAGGGACAGGCCAGGAGCCCGUCGUCUCAUAACCACCACCACCACCACAACGAAGAAAUGGCCGGAGAGUCGCAGAACGUGCGGACGGUCCCCAUUGAAAUGGACUGCGGAGACGAGGCUAUGGCCAGGUGUCGGGUCGACGACCCGAUGGACGAGCAGGAGGCUGGCGGAAAGAGUUGGCCGCACACGUUCCCGAGGCAAAAGUGCCAGCAGUCGUCUAGGCGCACCCCAUCGACUGCCAAAUCGUCGUCGGGUGGCAGGCUAGGACCGCAGGCCUCGCCACCAAAGCAGGGCUCGGAGCCCCCGCCGCCACAGCAGCAAGAGACGAAGACCCAGUCCACGGCCGAGGAGCAGAUCCGAAGGAUCAGCCUGGAGCUUGCGGACCUGCGACAGCAGGUGUUGAAUUUCAGCGGUAGGCCCGGUGACAAGCAGUACAAGUUUCUUGAUGAGAUGCUCACGCGACUCAUGAUCAAGCUUGAUGCUGUGGACCCAGCAGGCAGAGAUGACGUCCGCCAGCUGCGCAAGUCGAUGAUCAGAGAAGUGCAGUCUGUCAUCAACUUGCUCGAGGGCAGACCUCCAGCGAGUGCUCUUGUUGAGGUUGUAACUCAGGAAGUCAAAGACCUUGCCGGUGAAGCCAGUCCACCCAACGAAGAGGAAGGCAGUGAGAGUCCCAGCGAGGCUACCGGUGCUGCUGCGGCAGCCGCUUCCGCAGCUCCUGAGGUGUCGCCUGAAGUGCCACCACCACCUGCUGUCGAGAGGGUUGGCGGCAAGGAUGAGAAAGGAGACACACCAAUGGAAGUCGAGGCGCCAGCAACUGCUGAAGCCCAGCCACCACCAAGCGUCGAGAUGGUCCCAGCCACAUCGGGCGGCGGUGCAAGUGGGGAAGAGCUACCACCUGCACCCGAACUUCCAACAAUUCCGAUGCCUGUCGACAUUGACCCUUGCGCAGCUAGUUCCUCUGGUAACCUGGCAGGGGGGCCCCAUGCGGGAUCGGCGAGCCCCUUCAACGAACAAAACCUGUUCUCUCUAAACCACAGCGAAGAUGAGAGUACACAUAUUGAAGGCAGCAUCCCCACUGAGCACUCGGGCUCGACGGAACUCUGAAGAGGUUUCCGGCGGGUUGUCGUGUCACAGUAUUGCAGUUAGGUUCUGUUAAGUGACAGAAUCAGAGUUGGCCAGAAAGCUUGCACGUUGCUGUACGGUGUAGCGGGUGGCCUUGCUGGAACCAAAGUUUCUUGCAAUGACUGACUGUACAUACUGCUGUAUCUAAGUCAAAAUUGUGCAUGUACAUAAAUUGUUUUUGCCGCGUGUAUUUAAAAAGUGUGUUAUGUUGCAAGUUGUUAUAAUAAAUGUCUAGCAUUUCUUGAUGCA
This is a messenger RNA of Dermacentor albipictus, 2194 nucleotides long. Its product is annotated as BAG family molecular chaperone regulator 3-like. Gene Ontology annotation, molecular function: protein-folding chaperone binding; adenyl-nucleotide exchange factor activity. Gene Ontology annotation, cellular component: cytosol; cytoplasm; membrane. The record is from RefSeq and is a predicted model, not a curated record. NCBI's taxonomy places the organism in Eukaryota, Metazoa, Arthropoda, Arachnida, Ixodida, Ixodidae. Gene Ontology annotation, biological process: protein stabilization.